Messenger RNA from Symbiodinium natans, 1419 nucleotides. NCBI's taxonomy places the organism in Eukaryota, Dinophyceae, Suessiales, Symbiodiniaceae. The record is from the annotation of a GenBank genome assembly.
AUGAGGCUGAAGAAUGAAAAGUGGGGUGAUGCCAAGUGUGUCGACAAGUCCAGCAAUGCCGAUGAAGACAUCUACAUGGGGAACUGCCACAGCGGCUCGAACCAGCAGUUCAACUUCAAGGUGGCAAGGCGGUUCAAGACCAGGUACUUCUCCACCAAGUGUCUUGAGUGGACCUCGAGCAGCGACAACAUCGCCCUGGCCGACUGCGAUUCCAACAAGGACACGCAGCUCUUCUACUUCGACGGCCCGCAGUUGAAGUCGCAGGCGAACACCAGCAAAUGCCUGCACAGGGACAGCAGGAACCUGAAGAUGGCCAACUGCCAAGACUCCUCCCACCAGAAGUUUGUCUGGGACGGGGAGAAGCUGAAGGUGCAAGGCACGAACGACUGCGUCGAUGCCCACAAGGAGAACUCGAACGUCUACCUGGCGGGUUGCCAUGGCAAAGACAACCAAAAGUGGUACUUCGACCAGCCCGUUUACAAGGGCAAAUCCCUCCGCGCGGCUGGGAAAUGUUUGGAGAUUGCGAGCGACCGCCAAGCACACUGGAAGACGUGUACUGAUGCUGCCAACCAGCGCUUCUACUUUUCGGGCGAAGCGCUGAAGGUUGAAUCCCUCUAUGGGUGUCUGGACUCCUUCAAGAAUAUCGUGAAAGUCCACACUGUUUGCAACGGCCACUCGAAUCAGAGAUGGUAUUGGACUGGCCAGAUUUUGAAGAGCAAGAAGCACCACAACUGCUUGGAUGUCUGGCCGAACAACAACAGUGCCUUCAUGGGCAGCUGCCCCGGGAAGAACACUCAGAAGUUCACCCGCAACCCCGUGCUCGGCGCGCAGCUCACGGUGGGGGGAGGCAAGUGCAUGGGCCGAGCAAGCAACAACGUGGUAGCUGUCGGCUGCGAUGCUGAUGCGCGACAGAUGUGGUACUUCAGCGGGGAGCAGUUAAAGAACCAGCACGAUGGCAAGUGUUUGGACCUCAAUGGCGGAUCGGGGAACCUGGAUGUCGGCAAUUGCGUGAGCGGGCGGAAAGACCAGCAGUUCUAUUUCUCGGGCAAGAGCUUGCGCGACAGGCAUUGGGGAAGAUGCUUGGAGUACAACGUGAACACUGGCAAUGUCUUCAGCGGGACCUGCCCGGAUCAGAAAACUCACAUGUGGGUGCUCGAUUCACAGGUGGCGCUGAAGAAGACGCCGCUGCCGGCGACCUUCCUGCACGGACAGAGCCUGGUGGCCACGUGCUGGUCCGAGCGCUUCACGGCCGGCACACUGAACGCCGACCAUUCAAGGACGAUGUCUUGCGUGGCAGGGGCGUGGAUCAACUCCUGGAACACGCCAGGCCUGCAAGGAUUCACGUGCACCGCUUGCGUCCAGGCAGUCUCCAAGGUCUAUGCAGAUCUCGAUUCCCAGAUUCGCCAGGACGACAAGUGA